This is a messenger RNA of Dipodomys spectabilis (banner-tailed kangaroo rat), 5543 nucleotides long. RefSeq names its product TSPO associated protein 1 (gene Tspoap1). Gene Ontology annotation, molecular function: protein binding. The record is from RefSeq and is a predicted model, not a curated record. The transcript has 30 exons. Gene Ontology annotation, cellular component: mitochondrion. Bases 7 to 5331 code for a protein of 1774 amino acids. Gene Ontology annotation, biological process: neuromuscular synaptic transmission. Lineage: Eukaryota; Metazoa; Chordata; Mammalia; Rodentia; Heteromyidae.
CUGAACAUGGGCUUCAGGGACAGGCCCAAUCUGGAGCUGCUGAGGGCCCUGGGGGAGCUACAGCAGCGCUGUGCCAUCCUUAAGGAGGAAAACCAGAUGCUGAGAAAAAGCAGUUUCCCCGAGACGGAGGAGAAGGUGCGGAGGCUGAAGCGGAAGAAUGCCGAGCUGGCAGUCAUUGCCAAGCGUCUGGAGGAGAGGGCCCGGAAGCUGCAGGAAACCAACCUGAGGGUGGUGAAUGCCCCUUUGCCCCGACCUGGGGCCAGCCUGCAGUUGUGCCAGAAAGCCCUAGCCCGCCAGCGCGCCCAGGACCUCAGUGAGACAGCCAGUGCCCUGCUGGCCAAGGACAAGCAGAUUGCCGCCUUGCAGAGGGAGUGCAGGGAGCUGCAGGCCAGGCUCACUUUAGUGGGCAAGGAGGGUCCCCAGUGGCUUCACGUGCGGGACUUCGACCGGCUGCUGCGUGAGUCCCAGCGGGAGGUGCUGCGGCUGCAGAGACAAAUCGCCCUGCGCAACCAGCAGGAGCCGCCCCCACCGGCCCGGCCCCCAGGCUCCACGGCCAGAGCAGGGGCUCCGGCCCCGGGAGCCCCGGGAGAGGCCACGCUCCAGGAGGAUGUGGACAGUCCACCUGGGAUCCUAGAGGAGCCAGAGAAACAGCAGAAGGUGCAGCAGCUUGAGUCUGAGCUGAGCAAGAAGCGGAAGAAAUGUGAGAGCCUGGAGCAGGAAGCCCGGAAAAAGCAGAGGCGAUGUGAAGAGUUGGAACUGCAGCUAAGAGAAGCCCAGAAUGAGAAUGCACGCCUCGUGGAGGAGAACUCCCGGCUCAGUGGGAGAGCCACACAGAAGGAGCAGGUGGAGUGGGAGAAUGCAGAGCUGAGAGGCCGGCUUCUAGGGUUGACGCAGGAGAGGGACUCAGCCCUUCGGAAGAGCCAGGGCCUGCAGAGCAAGCUGGAGAGCCUGGAGCAGGUGCUGAAGCAUAUGCGGGAAGUGGCCCAGCGGCGGCAGCAGCUGGAGGUGGAGCAUGAGCAGGCCCGGCUCAGCCUGCGGGAGAAGCAGGAGGAGGUCAGGAGGCUGCAGCAGGCACAGGCAGAAGCCAAGAGGGAACAUGAAGGGGCAGUGCAACUGCUGGAGUCUACCUUGGAUUCGAUGCAGGCCAGGGUUCGAGAGCUUGAGGGACAGUGCCGUAGCCAAACUGAGCGAUUCAGCCUCCUGGCACAAGAGCUCCAGGCCUUCCGUCUUCAUCCAGGCCCCCUGGAUCUACUCACUUCUGCCCUGGGCUGCAGUGCCCUUGGGGACCACCCACCACCCUCCUGCUGCUGCUCUACCCCCCAGCCUUGCCGGGGGUCCGGCCCCAAAGACCUUGACCUUCCGCCGGGCUCCCUGGGGCGCUGCACUCCAAAGUCUUCCGAGCCUGCCCCUGCCACCCUUACUGGAGUCCCUCGAAGGACAGCUAAGAAGGCUGAGUCUCUCUCUAACUCCUCUCACUCUGAAUCCAUCCAUAACAGUCCCAAGUCAUGCCCUACACCAGAGGUGGAUACAGCCAGUGAGGUGGAGGAGCUGGAGGUAGAUAGUGUCUCCCUGGUUCCAGCAGCACCCGAGGGCAACCCGGGAGGAUCCAGGAUCCAGGUGUUCUUAGCACGCUAUAGCUAUAACCCCUUUGAGGGCCCCAAUGAGAAUCCCGAGGCAGAGCUUCCAUUGACAGCUGGCGAAUACAUCUACGUCUAUGGCAACAUGGACGAAGAUGGCUUUUUUGAAGGGGAGCUUAUGGAUGGCCGAAGGGGCCUGGUCCCUUCCAAUUUUGUAGAGCGUGUGUCAGAUGACGACCUCCUGACCUCCCUCCCUUCGGAGCUGGCCGAUUUGUCCCACAGCUCAGGCCCUGAACUCAGUUUCCUGAGCGGUGGUGGUGGUGGUGGUGGCAGCCAUAGUGGGGGCCAGAGCAGUGGGGGCCAUAGCCAGCCCAGACUGGAGGAGGAGGACGCAGGGGAUGCGCUCAGUCUGAGCCCCCCACCCGAGGGCCUGGGUGAGCCUCCUGCUGUGCCUUACCCCCGCCGUCUGGUGGUCCUCAAGCAGCUGGCCCACAGUGUGGUACUGGCCUGGGAGCUGCCCCCUGAGCGAGUAGACCUGCAGGGCUUCCAUAUCUGUGUGAACGGAGAGCCACGUCAGGUCCUGGGGCCUGGGGCGCCCCCCAAGGCUGUGCUUGAAAACUUGGACCUGCGGGCUGGACCCUUCCGUGUAUCUGUGCAGGCCCUGACCAGCAAGGGCAGCUCCGACCCACUGCGCUGUUGUUUGACUGUGGGUGCUCGGGCCGGGGUGGCACCUAGCCAGCUGCAGAUCCAUCGAUUGACAGCCACAUCUGCUGAGAUCACCUGGGUGCCCAGCAAUAGCAACUUGGCCCAUGCCAUCUACCUCAAUGGGGAAGAGUGUCCAUCUGCCCGCCCCAACACCUACUGGGCUACCUUCUGCCACCUGCGGCCUGGAACACUCUAUCAGGCCCGAGUGGAGGCUCAGCUCCCACCCCGAGGAUCCUGGGACCCAGGCUUGGAGAAGCCAGAGCAGCGGGCUGCCACCUUGCAGUUUACCACACUCCCAGCAGGCCCACCUGAUGCCCCCCUGGAUGUGCAGAUUGAACCUGGGCCCUCCCCUGGAAUCUUGAUCAUCAGUUGGCUUCCUGUCACCAUUGAUGCUGCUGGCACGUCCAAUGGUGUCCGGGUCACAGGUUAUGCCAUCUAUGCUGAUGGGCAGAAGAUCAUGGAGGUGGCCUCGCCCACAGCUGGCAGUGUGUUGGUGGAGUUGUCCCAGCUGCAGCUGCUCCAGGUGUGCCAAGAGGUGACUGUGCGCACCAUGUCGCCCCAUGGAGAGUCGGCCGACUCCAUUCCGGCUCCUGUUGCUCCGGCCUGCCUGCCAGCAAGGCUCUCCUGCCCCUCAUCACCACGGCCAAGCCCCGAGGUCAGAACACCCCUUGCUCCAGCCUCCCCAGAGCCUGGCGACCUCAGUUCUCCCCUCCAGCACCCCGCCCCCCAUGGAACUCAAGAGCCUCCAGGAGGUCCCCCAGCAAGCCCUUCCAGGCAUGAGCCCAGAGGACCCCAGGAGGAACCUCCAGCUUGUUCCCAGGAAGCCUCUGUGACAGCUCUGCUGGGUUCCUCAGAGGAGAAGAGGGCCAAUGAGCCGACCCUGGCCGAGGGAGGCCCUAGCACUGUGGUUCCCGACUUCCCCAGCCAGGCCGAACGGGCUUCACGAGAGACAGUCCCCACACCCUGCUCUACCCAGGGAGCCCUGGCCCAGAGGGUGCCAAGCACGGAGGUCUGCCAUGGAGGAGAUCCAGAGUCAGGGCUGAGACCCGGGGCUGAGAGUGAGGACGCGUCUGUGGAAGGACCUGGGCCUCAUCUGGUGAACUCCAUGGUGGAUCAUGGCCGCAACUCAGACCUAUCAGACAUCCAGGAGGAGGAGGAAGAGGAAGAAGAGGAGGAAGAGGAGCUGGGUUCUAGGACUUGUUCCUUCCAGAAGCAGAUUGCUGGCAACAGUAUCAGGGAGAAUGGUGCCAAGCCCCAGCCUGACCCCUUUUGUGAGACCGACAGUGAUGAGGAGAUCUUGGAGCAGAUCCUGGAGCUGCCUCUCCAGCAGUUCUGCAGUAAGAAGCUCUUUAGCAUCCCCGAGGAAGAGGAAGAGGAGGAGGAUGAAGAGAAGCCGGGGGCUGGGUAUUCUUCCCAAGCCCCGGAACCUGUGCUGCUGGGUCUGGACCGUGACAGUGAUCAACUCCAAGGACCUGGCCCGUGUCCCCUGUCUCCUGAACCCUCCAGGGCCAGGGAGCACCUGGAGGAUAUGUCUGGACUCGUUGGUGGAAACAGCCGGAGGAGAAGAAGUGGCUCCCCUGAGAAACCGCCAAGCCGCAAGCGACCUCCAGAUCCUCGUGAACAGUGCAGCCGGCUUCUCAGCAAUGGCGGGCCCCAGGCUUCUGCACGACCAGGAGCAGGCCCCGGCCCCCCACGGGAGAGGGGCAACCUCCCUGUGGUCGAGGGCACCAGGGGUGGACUAGAAGCUGGUGGGAGAGGGAGGCCCGGCCUUUCCCGGAGGUGCCCUCGUGGCCCGGCCCUAGAAUCUGGCCUAGCUAGUUGCCUCUCUCCCAAGUGCUUGGAGAUCAGCAUCGAAUAUGAUUCUGAGGAUGAGCAGGACUUGGGCAUUGGGGGUAUCAGCAUAACCAGCUCCUGCUACCCCACAGAUGGGGAGAUCUGGGGCACAGCCAUUGUAGGGAGGCCCAGGGGACCUCUGAAGGUCAACUCAGGCCCCAACCCCUACCCACGCCUCCCAGCCUGGGAGAAAGGGGAACAGGAACGGAGAGGCCGCAGUACGACUGGCAGAGCCAAGGAGUCACCCUCCCGGGCAACAGAGACUGGGGAGCCCAGAGGACAGGACAGCUCUGGGCGGAGAGGUCCCCAGAGGAAAGGGGCCCGGAUGGCCAGGCCAGUGAUCACGGAGCUGGCCCCUCCAAGGAGCCCCCCAGAAGCGCUGGCUCACCAGGACCUACCUGUGAGGGUCUUUGUGGCUCUGUUUGACUAUGACCCCGUGUCAAUGUCACCCAACCCCGAUGCUGGAGAAGAGGAACUCCCUUUCCGGGAGGGUCAGAUCCUGAAGGUAUUUGGGGACAAAGAUGCUGAUGGCUUCUACCGGGGGGAAGGUGGAGGCCGGACAGGCUACAUUCCCUGCAACAUGGUGGCUGAGGUGGCUGUGGACAGUCUGGUGGAAAGACAACAGCUGCUCCAGCAGGGCUAUUUGUCCCCGGAUGUUCUCAUCAAAGGCUCAGCCCGCACAACCGGGCCUCCUCCCAAGCCCCGCCGUUCCAAGAAAGCAGAGUCGGAAGGCCCUGCCCAGCCCUGUCAAGCAGCCCCCAAGCUGAUUCCAUCUGCCUGCCUAAAAGCUCCUCGGCCUAUGGUGGCAGCAUUUGACUACAACCCCCGGGAGAGCUCCCCCAACAUGGACGUGGAGGCAGAACUGCCCUUCAGGGCAGGGGAUGUCAUUACUGUGUUCGGGAACAUGGAUGAUGAUGGCUUCUUCUAUGGAGAACUGAAUGGACAAAGAGGCCUGGUUCCAUCUAACUUCCUGGAAGGUCCUGGGCCUGAGGCAGGAAGACCAGACCGGGACCCUGGGACAUCACAGGCUGAGAGUCAGGACUGGGACAGCACAACACAAGGGCCCCCAGUGCCCUCCGGAUGGCACUGUAGCCCCAGCCCUGGGAGUCUCCCCAAGACUGACCUGGGGGAACCACAGGGAACAGCUGAGAAGCUGCGGGGUCUCCUCUCUAAGGGGAAGCAGCUCCUGAGGAAAUUGAGCUCUGGGAAGGAGUGAAGCCGUGGCCCAUCCUGCAGGCGGACGUGGCUUCCAGCUCAUCAUCUGGGCUGGUCAGGGAGGCCCAACAGGCCCAGAGUCUUGUUUUCUGAGUGAACUCUGUGGGGCCUGGUGAAGGUGGGAACUACAUGGGUUCUUAAGGAUGAAUCUGAGCUGGGUGCUGGUGGCUCUCACCUGUAAUCUUCCUUAGGAAUAUGAGAUCUGAGGAUCAA